Elephantulus edwardii (Cape elephant shrew) is the source of this 1299-nucleotide messenger RNA. It is a transcript of the gene CCNA2, whose product is annotated as cyclin A2. NCBI's taxonomy places the organism in Eukaryota, Metazoa, Chordata, Mammalia, Macroscelidea, Macroscelididae. The transcript has 8 exons. Gene Ontology annotation, molecular function: cyclin-dependent protein serine/threonine kinase regulator activity. Gene Ontology annotation, cellular component: cytoplasm; nucleus; cyclin A2-CDK2 complex. Gene Ontology annotation, biological process: regulation of cyclin-dependent protein serine/threonine kinase activity; mitotic cell cycle phase transition. The record is from RefSeq and is a predicted model, not a curated record.
AUGUUGAGCAACUCCGCGUCAGGGCCUUUGGCCCACGAGGCCGGCUCUGCACAGCUAACGUUGCAGCAGACAUCCAUGCAAGAAGACCAAGAAAACAUCAACCCAGAAAAUGUGGCGCUGAUCCAGCAACCCCGUACUCGAGCCCGCCUGGCAGUAUUGAAGGCGGGGAACUCGCAGGGUCUAGCACCACAGCAGAAGCCGAAGACACGACGGGCUGCGCCUCUUAAGGAUAUUUCUGUAAAUGAUGAGAAUGUGAUUGUACCUUCCUGGAAAGCAAACAGCAAACAGCCUCCAUUCACCAUUCAUGUGGAUGAAGCAGAAGAAAAGACUCAAAGAAGGCCAGCUGAAUCUAAAAAAAUUGAUCCAGAAGAUGCCUUGGCUUUUAAUUCAGCUGUUACUUUACCUGGACCAAGAAAACCCCUGGUCUCCCUUGAUUGUCCAAUGGAUGAUAGUUUCGAGUCACCUCAUACAAUGGACAUGUCAAUUGUAUUAGAAGACGAAAAACCAGUGAGUGCUAAUGAAGUACCAGACUACAUUGAAGACAUUCACACGUACCUUAGAGAAAUGGAGGUUAAAUGUAAACCUAAAGUGGGUUACAUGAAGAAGCAACCAGACAUCACUAACAGUAUGAGGGCUAUCCUUGUGGACUGGUUAGUGGAAGUAGGAGAAGAAUAUAAGCUACAGAAUGAGACGUUGUACUUGGCUGUAAACUACAUUGACAGAUUCCUUUCAUCGAUGUCUGUAUUGAGAGGAAAACUUCAGCUUGUCGGCACUGCUGCUAUGCUUUUAGCCUCGUAAUUUGAAGAAAUAUAUCCUCCAGAAGUAGCAGAAUUUGUAUACAUUACAGAUGACACCUAUACCAAGAAACAAGUUCUGAGAAUGGAACAUUUAGUUUUGAAGGUCCUUGCUUUUGAUUUAGCAGCACCAACAAUAAAUCAGUUUCUUACUCAGUACUUUCUACAUCAGCAGUCAGCAGACUGCAAAGUUGAAAGUCUAGCCAUGUUUCUGGGAGAAUUAAGUUUAAUAGAUGCCGAUCCAUACCUGAAGUAUUUACCGUCAGUUGUUGCUGCUGCAGCCUUUCAUAUAGCACUCUACACAGUCAGGGGACAGAGCUGGCCUGAGUCUUUAGUACAGAAGACUGGAUAUACCCUAGAAAGUCUUAAGCCUUGUCUCAUGGACCUUCAUCAGACCUACCUCAGAGCACCACAGCACGCACAGCAGUCAAUAAGAGAAAAAUAUAAAAAUUCCAAGUAUCAUGGUGUUUCUCUCCUCAAGCCUCCAGAGACAUUAAAUGUGUGA